Molecule: messenger RNA, 1266 nt
Organism: Ornithorhynchus anatinus (platypus)
Lineage: Eukaryota; Metazoa; Chordata; Mammalia; Monotremata; Ornithorhynchidae
Gene: TMEM59L
Product: transmembrane protein 59 like
Exons: 8
Coding region: 1-999 (332 amino acids)
Source: RefSeq, a predicted model, not a curated record
AUGGCCGGCGCGGAGUCGCUGCUGCUGCUGCUGCUGCUGCCGCCGCCGCCCUCGGGAUUGGCGUUCCGCGCCGCCUGGGACCCUUUCGCCCCGCAGCUGGGCGACACCCGCUCCUGCCAAGACCGGUGCCGGAAUCUCGCCCAGCGCCGGGGUGCCGCGCAGGCCGCGGUGCUGAGCGCCUGCUCCCGCGGCUGCCGCCUCUUCUCCAUCUGUCGUUUCGUGGCCGCCAGCGUCGAGCCCAACGCCACCCGGGCCGAGUGCGAAGCAGCUUGCUCGGAGGCCUAUGGCCAGGCUGAGGAACAACUGGCCUGCAUUGAAGGAUGCCGGAGGCAGAUGCCAGAGAUGGAAAGUCAGGAGGAAAAGCAGAUCCCAGAGCCUCCACCUGCCGCCCUCUCUGUUCUGGACCUGUUCUCCAACCUCUGCAGUGACCUGGUCAGUUCGGCUCAGAGUUUCCUCUCCUCCACCUGGACUUACUACCUUCAGGCUGACGACGGGAAGGUGGUGGUGUUCCAGUCACAGCCCGUGAUGGAGUCCCUCAUGCUCAAGACGCCCCAGCCAAAGCAAAUGGAGGCGGUCUGGCUAGGCUCUGAUCCAGACAACCUGGAUUCCCACUCAGACCCAGGGGAGAAGCUGGAGAAGCCUGCAAGGAAGGAGGCUAAGGGCAAGGCCAGACUGCAGACUUCGGAACCUCCUCAGCCUGCUGACUUCCUGGGCUGCAUGUCCAAGCGCUCAGGGCUGCCCCGCUGGAUCCUGGCUGUCUGUCUCUUCUUCUCCGUGCUGGUGAUGCUGUGGCUAAGCUGUGCCAGUCUGGUGACUGCUCCUGACCAGCACAUCAGGACCCAGCCCCUGAGCAUCGCUGGGGACAAGGACUACCUGGAGAAGCUGGAGCACCCUCUGGCAUUGCCCCCUGUGCUGGCCAUUGCCGUUUGUCCCGCCGAGUCUGACCCCGAGGCUGGCCCACUGCCACUCAAGGUGGAACUGGACCGGACGGCUCUGUAGGCCUGGGGGGAGGGUCCCGGUCCCCACCCAGGUUGGCCUGGCCUGGGGGGCUGGGGGAAAGCUCCUCUCCCGGUCCUUUGGGCAAACCUUUCAGGCAGGUGGAUCUGCCUCAGGUCCCAGGAGGUAGGGCAAAGGGGAAGUCUUCUGGGGAGGAGUCCUUGGAGACUAUGACUGGGGCCACAGCUCUUUUCAUGGGUCCCACUCUUCCCUCCCCCCCCCUCAGGAGAUGUCUGGUCUUCUCUAUCAGUCAAUCAGCGGGAUCUGUUG